AUGCAGCUUAGAACCUUUCAUUUUGCCUUUGGGCUAGCAGCGUUCUUCAGCGACGCACUUGCAUCUGAAGUGCGAGCACAGGUCUCUUUCUGCUCGGCCUUUCAAACGACUUUCAAUGGCCAAUUCUCUAUCCAAUACAACGUCGAGAUGGACAAUGUCAACAAGGACUCCCGCGAGUCAAUCUGCAAGAACUGGUUCGAGCAUAUGAAGGGUCGCGGCGUCCCACUCGGCUGCCAUUGCGACGUGAAGACAGGGAAGAUGGAGGCUGCCUUCCACAUGGAGACUGAUCUGUUCACGAACCCACCUCAGGCAGGUUUUAUUAGUGCCAUGCAAACAUUCCAAGACGUGAUUGGUGGCUCUAUCACUGCGACACCUGGCGGCAACCUCCAGUGCUUCGUCCAGGAUUACAACACCGACGUCCCAACAGUACCAUCCACUCCUGGAGACCUGGUUGGAACGCUGAGCACUACCGACAACACCACGACCGGGUCACUCGUCACGGAUCCCGAUGCUUCGAACGCCACCACCGCGUCCCCUGUGCGCAGACAAGUUGACAGGCCCCCGAUAGCCAAUGGAAGAGUACUCACACUUGCGAGCGGCGUCCAACUCAUCGUGGCAUCCGCCAACAGUGACAUCCUGAGCAACAUCAACAGGCCGCAGAUACCCUUUUUUGAUACGCCCGGGUUCAGCGAUACUGUCGUAGGAAUGAUCGACGCGGUCACCCAAGCUAUCACGAACGGCCAGAAAGAGGCUGAUCUCGCGAUCGGCAUCCCUAGUAUGCCUACACAGUUCCAGGUAUCCUUCAACACAGGGGUCGACGGCAAGGUGCAAGCCCUUGCACGAGCAGAUGUGCAAAUGCUUAUCAUAGCGAUGCUUGAAACGAUGUUGCCAAUCGCGAAAGCAAUCAACAACAACUUCUUGUCUAUAGCACUUUCACCUCUACCCGGAAAACCCGCAGACCCUAUCGGACCGGCGACCAUGAUCUUGCAUGCGAUAUUCCUCCAACAGUGA
Saxophila tyrrhenica is the source of this 1011-nucleotide messenger RNA. RefSeq lists its product as uncharacterized. The record is from RefSeq and is a predicted model, not a curated record. The coding region runs from base 1 to 1011 and encodes 336 amino acids. NCBI's taxonomy places the organism in Eukaryota, Fungi, Ascomycota, Dothideomycetes, Mycosphaerellales, Extremaceae. The transcript is spliced from 2 exons.